This is a messenger RNA of Prorocentrum cordatum, 625 nucleotides long. The record is from the annotation of a GenBank genome assembly. Lineage: Eukaryota; Dinophyceae; Prorocentrales; Prorocentraceae.
UGCUCGCCGAGGACGCCGACCCCUUCGAGCUCCUGGUCUACCCGAACCGCAGCGCCGACCGGCUCAGGGAGGCGCCGCGCAGGUGCAACCUGCCGCUCGGCUUGCGGCCCGGGUGGGAGGGGCCGCCCUCGCCGUCGCUGAAGAAGUGGCAGGCGAAGCAGCAGUCGCUCCUGGACUUCUUGUCGAAGGAGACGGGGUGGUGCGUCACCACGGCCUGGAUACCUGCUCCAGACAAGGUGCAGAGCACGGGCCACGACCUCGUGUGCAUCGCGGACAAGGAGGUGCUGAACGCCCUGGGGAAGGACCUCCAGCGGCCGGAGUCUCCCCGCAGCAUGAUGACACAGUCUACCGCGGCCACAAUUCCAGAGUCCGCGCUGGGCGCGCUGGAGGGCAGCGCCCGGAGGCUGGUGCCGCUGGCCCCCUCGCCCUUCAAGAGGGGCACGGUGGUAAUCUGCGCCGUGAACGGCGAGGCCCUCGACCUGGACGGCCCCGUGCCCAGGGGCGUCGUGCAGACGAGGGCCUGCGUCGUGAUGUGAUACUGGGGCGGCGGGCGAUGGGUUCCUCUCGUUCGUCUCUCCUCCUCCUCCUCCUCCUCCAUUUCCUCCUCCUUUUCUCCUCCUCCUCC